GUAGUGAUAGCUAGCUCCCUUUGCUUGUUCAUCAAUGGCGAUUCCAAGGUUUAGUUCUCUGCUACGGUGUAGAAAAUGGGCAAAAAGCGACUGGCUUGUCGCUUCAAUCGGAUGUGUAUUAAUCGUAUUUUUCCUCUCUUUCUUCUUCGAUCCCACGUCAGACUCUAUACCCUCCGUUGACCGAUCUCUGCCUAUCAGCGAUCUGGUUAAACUGCAGUUGUCGAGUAUAGCCAAAGAGAGAGGAGCUUUUUGUUUGGAUGGAAGCUUGCCUGGGUACCAUAUCCAUGAAGGUUCUGGAUCUGGCUCCAAAAGCUGGCUUGUUCACUUGGAGGGUGGAGGCUGGUGCAAUACUAUUGCAUCAUGUUCUGCUCGAGCAAUGACUAAAUUAGGUUCUUCCAACUACUUUGAGCAAGAAGUGGCCUUUCAAGGUGUUUUAAGCAGUGACCCGUCUCAAAACCCUGAAUUCUUUAACUGGAACAAGGUUGCGAUACGGUACUGUGAUGGUGCGUCGUUUGCUGGACAUCCUGAAGCUGAAUUUAAGAAUGGAACACGGCUUUUCUUUCGGGGUCAGCUCAUUUGGGAGGCUAUUAUUGAUGAACUGUUGUCAAUGGGCAUGUCAAAUGCGGAACGGGCCAUACUUACAGGAUGUUCUGCUGGUGGCUUGGCAUCUCUUAUACAUUGUGAUUACUUUCGAGAUCAUCUUCCAAAAAGUGCAGCUGUCAAAUGUGUUUCUGAUGGAGGCUUCUUUCUCAACGUGCUUAAUGUCCUUGGAAACCCAACAAUGAGGUCUUUCUAUCAUGAUGUUGUUAACCUGCAGGGAGUAGGUAAGAGCUUGGAUCAGAAAUGUGUAGCCAAAAUUGAGCCAUCUAAGUGUAUGUUUCCUCACGAAUUCUUGAAAUACAUAAAAACUCCGGUAUUUCUUGUCAACCCAGCCUACGAUUUUUGGCAGAUUCAAAAUGUCUUAGUACCACCUUCUGCGGAUCCAGAUAAAACUUGGGCAAAGUGCAGACUCAAUAUUAAAGAAUGUGAUGCUGCACAGAUGAAAGUUUUACAUGGUUUUCGCAGUUCUCUGAUGGAUGCUAUAGGGGAAUUUCAUCAGAACAAAGAUGGUGGGAUGUUCAUUGAUUCCUGCUUUGCUCAUUGCCAGACAGUCAUGUCAGUGACAUGGCACUCCCCAACCUCACCAAGAAUAGAAAAUAAGACAAUUGCAGAAUCAGUAGGUGACUGGUACUUCAACCGAAAACCGGUGAAGCUAAUCGAUUGUCCUUACCCGUGCAACCCCUCUUGUUACAACUUGAAUUUCACCUGAACUUGAAUUUCUCCAGAAUUCUUCAUCCACGGAGCUGUCGUUUCCUCAAACUUCUCAAUCCAUAUGAGUCCUUAAAGGUUUCCAUCUUCUUGAAACUGAAGAUGUCCAGGGAAAGCCAACUGCGUUGUUUCCUAGUGUAGUUGAUCACAUAGGGACUUCAUGCACAAUGUUCAUGACUUCAUGUUAUAUCGUCUCCAUAUUGAUUGAGUAUACACAAAUUGCCACUUGGCAGUCUCAUAUGUAUAUGCUGAUUGUAACUUAUUUGUACAAGGUUUGCUUUAAUGUUGGUAGAAGUUCUUUAAUGUCACACCAGGAUGAGCAAGUUGAUUCUUUAAAACUGUUUGCUUUACCAAAAUUCUCAUCUGUUUCAGAUUACAAUCCGUAGACAUGAACUCUGUUUUGUUGAUCCCUUUGUGAUUAUCUAUAAAUCUUACCAGCUUUAUUAA
Capsella rubella is the source of this 1755-nucleotide messenger RNA. Its product is annotated as pectin acetylesterase 5. The coding region runs from base 35 to 1309 and encodes 424 amino acids. The transcript is spliced from 12 exons. Gene Ontology annotation, molecular function: hydrolase activity. Lineage: Eukaryota; Viridiplantae; Streptophyta; Magnoliopsida; Brassicales; Brassicaceae. The record is from RefSeq and is a predicted model, not a curated record.